Messenger RNA from Pelmatolapia mariae (spotted tilapia), 3217 nucleotides. Its product is annotated as tryptophan 5-hydroxylase 1-like. Gene Ontology annotation, cellular component: neuron projection. The coding region runs from base 1605 to 2981 and encodes 458 amino acids. NCBI's taxonomy places the organism in Eukaryota, Metazoa, Chordata, Actinopteri, Cichliformes, Cichlidae. Gene Ontology annotation, biological process: aromatic amino acid metabolic process; serotonin biosynthetic process. The transcript has 11 exons. Gene Ontology annotation, molecular function: iron ion binding; tryptophan 5-monooxygenase activity. The record is from RefSeq and is a predicted model, not a curated record.
CCUCUCAUUCAUUUAAUUUUCUUUUAGACUUAAAUUAAACAAACAACAUAUUAAUGAACAUAUUAAUUAAUGAAGACACUGUCUAAAUAAUUGGCUUAUUUUUCAGACUGAGAGACUUCCUUCUGUGUGAAGCUCUUCUUCUACCUGUCUCUAUUUGAGCCUCAGUUAAACUGUGGUAAUGUCUAUGGUGGAACAUGUGUCUUAGUUAUGUGGAGUAAUUACAGACUUUCCAAAUGAAAGUGAUAUACAGUACGAGACACGUCAUGGUCCAAACGUUUGGAGCUGGCUGAAUGCAAAACUUUUCACAAAGCCAGUGUAAUUAUGGACUCGUGUCAGACUUUGUGGUCUCUGCACUGAUACAGGCUCAGUCCUAAAACCGUACACUUCUCAGGCCUUCACGGUUCUCAGUAGUUUUCCGCUUGAAUUACACACUCUGAUUAUUUUAUUCCGUUAUUCCUCAGGUGCUGGUCUGCAGCGUUACCGGGCCUUAGCAUCUUUAGAGUAAUUUUGGGAUAUUUUUAGAGUCAGCUUUGCAUUUGGAUUCAUGCUGGAAGUUAUAUUUGUAUUUCAUGUGCAUUAUUUCAUUCAUGUGAAUGAAGAUCAGUGCGUAACAAGGUAAAGCAGUAAAAAAAACGAGCCUGCACAGAAACACAUACAGCAUCAGCAGACAGUGCUGCACAAAGGCCUGGGCUCUCUAAUCACAUAAACAGACAGUAGAUGGAUCACACUCUGAGUCUGACUCUCAUUAAGCUUUUCAAAGAAGCAGCAUCAGGCUCAGAUCUGCAGCCCGGAAAAUCACGGCUGCAGUUAGCAGCAAACCCGCAUCAGUGACGUUCAUCUCAGAGGGCUGCUGAGGGUCACGUCCGGCCGUAAAUGUGUUUAAAUACGCCAGGCCUCAUGUGGAGCCUCCUGGAGUCAGGCUGCAGUUUUAGACAAAAUUAGAGAAGCAGAUAGAGACUUCCUGUCUCUCGCUAUAACUACAAUUACUCAUUAUAGAUGAACUACAUGGCCAAUGUGAGCUACCCCCCCGUAUGAGGUUAUGACCAUGUGCAACCGAACAUGCGAUGAAACCUUUGGUGGAAACUUCUAACUCACAGUGUAACAUUUGUUAUUUUUAUGUAAAACAAACUGCUCUGCCAAAAGCAUUCCCUCACCUGUCCAAAUCAUUUAACUCAGGUGUUCCAUCACUUCCACAGGUGUUUCAAAUCAAGCACCUCGGCAUGCUGACGGCUUCUACAAACAUUUGUGACAGAAUGGGUCGCUCUCAGGAGCUCCAGCAUGAUGCUGCCAUAAGAUGCCACCUGUGCAAAACGUCCGCUGUGAACAGGUGGUGACGUGUCAAGGCGUCGUGUGUUGUGAUGUAUAUGGCGUUAUGCUGAUCUUCCUCCUGAUGAAUAUUCCUCUCUGGAGCGCCCUCCCCUCUGCUGCAGCUUCAUAAAGGCAGUAGCCGCCGUGCAGAGUGACAGAACAGCAGGAAACUCAUCCUGUCACGACCUUUACGUCGUACUCCUACCAGACGACUCUCUGAUGCAGCCAGUGCAAAAACAAGUUUACUGAACCAUCACUAUAAAUUUCAUAUUUGUGUCGCUGAAAUCCAGAGAAGCAUGUACGCCAGGAAGUCAGAAGGAAAGGAGCUUCGCAGAGGAAGGUCUUUGGACAACAGGACCGUCUCCAGCAGCUUUGGGAGAGGGUCGACAACCAUCAUAUUCACUCUGAAAAACGAAGUCGGUGGUCUUAUAAAGGCACUGAAACUUUUCCAGGAAAAACACGUCAACCUCAUUCACAUCGAGUCCCGAAAGUCCAAACGAAGGAAUUCAGACUUUGAGAUCUUUGUGGACUGCGACACAGACCAUGAGCAGUUCAAGGAGCUCUCCGAGCUGCUCAGGAAGCACACGGACAUCGUGGAGAUCUCGCCGUUCGACGGCUCCGCUCUACCUGAGGACGAUGUGCCCGGUGUGCCGUGGUUCCCCAAGAAGAUCUCUGACUUGGACUUGUGUGCAAACAGGGUUUUGAUGUAUGGCUCUGAACUUGAUGCAGAUCAUCCGGGAUUUAAGGACAACAUAUACAGAAAACGAAGACAAUAUUUUUCUGAUUUAGCUAUAAACUACAAACACGGUGAGCCCAUCCCUCGUGUGGACUACACUGCAGAGGAGGUGCGCACCUGGGGCGUGGUGUUCAGGGAGCUCCACAAGCUGUACCCGAGCCACGCCUGCAGGGAGUACCUGAAGAACCUCCCACUGCUGACCAAGUACUGCAAAUACAGCGAAGACAACAUCCCCCAGCUGGAGGACGUCUCGCACUUCCUUAAAGAGCGCUCAGGCUUCAUCAUCAGGCCCGUUGCCGGUUACCUCUCCCCCAGAGACUUCCUGGCAGGCCUGGCCUUCAGAGUCUUCCACUGCACUCAGUAUGUCCGCCACAGCUCAGAGCCUCUGUAUACACCUGAACCAGACACAUGCCAUGAGCUGCUGGGUCACGUGCCUCUGCUCGCCGAGCCCAGCUUCGCUCAGUUCUCUCAGGAGCUCGGUUUGGCGUCGCUUGGCGCUUCAGAUGAUGAUGUAAACAAACUGGCCACAUGUUACUUCUUCACCGUGGAGUUUGGCCUCUGUAAGCAGGACGGCAGGCUGAGGGCGUACGGCGCGGGGCUCCUCUCCUCCGUCAGUGAACUCCAGCACGCUUUGUCCAGCAGCGCCAACAUCCUUCCUUUUGACCCCACGGUGACCUGCAACCAGGAGUGCAUGAUCACCACGUUUCAGCACGUUUACUAUGUGGCCGACAGUUUUGAGGAAGCCAAGAACAAAAUGAGGGAGUUUGCCAAGACCCUUCGACGUCCCUUCACGAUACGCUACGACCCCUACACUCAGAGCGUGGACGUUCUGGAGGACACCAACAACAUCAACAGCAUGGUGAAGGACAUCCGGCACGAGCUGGACAUCGUCGAAGACGCUCUGAACCGACUCAGCAAAAAACUGCAGAGCGUGUAAAGAGGUGCUGCCGAACGCAUCUCAAAGUAAAGCCGCUGACAGCUGAACACUGCUUCUAUGUCUCUGCUUCUGCUCUGAAUCUACUGCUGCUGCAACAAAACCGACACCUCCUCCUGAGGGGGGAGGGGCCUCCUGAAACAUUCGCUAGGACACAGUUAUUGUUUGUAGGCUGAGCUGUAAAAAUGCGGCACAUGUGCCGUGAUAAUCUGUCUGUAAUCAUGUGAAUUUGUGUGAUG